AUGGCAGCUCAAUCUACUCUCCGGCGGCCAGAAGAUCCCCUGGCCAUACUCUUUCGGCAUUACUCCCAACUACUAAUCUCCCGCGUCCGGAAUUCAUCAAGAACGGUAAAGCUAGCUGCCACCGUUGCCUUGCUUCUAUCAAUUAUUGGAACCACGUAUGGAGGAUAUACCUGGUGGAAGGAUUGGUCGAGGGAGAGGAUACAAGGAAGGCAGCUGUUGCGCAAGAAUUCAGGACUACGAGGGAAGGAUGGUUCAAGAAUAAUAUACGUCCCUUACAAGUCGAGCCUUACCUCCUCCAGUACCUCCAAAGUCACGAUUCACCCUACAAAAUCAACGACGUUUGAUGCCCACAGGCGACUCUUUUUGAACCCACCAAGGGCAGCUGGGCUACGGGAUGGAUAUGGAGGAGCACCACCGCCUUCAACCAAACCCGGUUUGAAUUUGGCCUUUUUACACCAACUACUCAGCUUGCUGAGUAUUAUGAUUCCCCGAUGGAACAGCAAAGAAACCGGCCUGCUUCUUAGCCAUGGCGUCUUUCUCAUGUUAAGAACCUACCUGUCCCUGGUGGUGGCUAGGCUGGAUGGUGAAAUAGUACGGGAUCUCGUGGCUGGGAAAGGAAGAGCCUUCAUCUGGGGCAUUCUCAAGUGGUGUAGCAUCGGGACCCUUGCUUCAUAUACAAACGCUAUGAUUAAGUUCCUGAAAUCGAAGGUCUCUAUUGCUUUCAGAACACGACUCACUCGCUAUGUACACGACCUUUAUUUGAACGACAACAUGAACUACUACAAGCUGGGGAACCUUGAUGGGGCUAUUGGCCAAGGGGUUGACCAGUUUAUUACCCAAGAUCUCACCCUCUUCUGCAGCGCGGUUGCAUCGUUAUAUUCUUCGCUUGGAAAGCCCCUGGUCGACCUUAUCGUUUUCAACUACCAGCUUUAUCGUUCGUUGGGCCCUCUGGCUCUUACUGGUAUCCUCAGCGGAUAUAUUGGCACGGCAUCUCUUCUUCGUAGCCAUUCCCCUCCAUUCGGGAAACUCAAGGCAGUGGAAGGGAAGAAGGAAGGUGAUUUCCGAAGCCUACAUUCGAGACUACUUGCAAAUGCAGAAGAAAUAGCGUUCUAUGGUGGUGCUGAUAUUGAGCGGGUAUUUCUUUCGAAGAGUUUUGCCAACCUUCAGCGAUGGAUGGAAGGUAUAUAUAAGUUGAAGAUAAGAUAUAACAUGUUUGAAGACAUGUUGUUGAAGUAUUCUUGGUCCGCAUUUGGGUAUCUAAUUACCUCACUACCAAUUUUCCUUCCAGCAUGGGGCGGAGCCGGCGGCAUUCUUGAGAUGGCUUCACCUGGUGCAGGUGUUAACCGAGAACGAGGCCGUAUGAAGGAGUUCAUAACAAACAAGCGACUGAUGUUGUCCUUGGCUGAUGCCGGCGGUCGUAUGAUGUAUAGCAUCAAGGAUCUAUCGGAGCUCGCUGGAUACACCUCGCGAGUAUACACAUUGAUAUCCACCCUUCACCGUGUCCACGCAAACUCAUAUCACCAGCCCCGUGGGAGCCAAAUAGAGCUGUAUUCGCUCUCCGAUGUCCAAGGAACUAUUCACAGUGGAUUUGAUGGGGUUCGCUUGGAAAACGUUCCCAUUGUUGCGCCUGGGCUGUUCCCUCAAGGCGGAGAUGAACUUAUCGAAUCCUUAUCUUUUAUUGUCCAUUCAGGCGAACACCUACUUAUAUCAGGCCCGAACGGAGCCGGUAAGUCUGCCAUUGCCCGGAUUAUUGCCGGCCUAUGGCCUGUGUACAGGGGACUUGUUAGCCGGCCUAGGAAUUUUGGGCAAGAUGGCAUCAUGUUCCUACCACAGCGACCGUAUCUGAGCACCGGGACACUGCGCGACCAAGUCAUCUACCCUCAUAACGAACUUGACAUGCGGGAGAGUGGACGCACUGAUAACCACCUAAUAGAAAUACUUGAGGCAGUUCGUUUGGGCUACCUUCCAGCUCGUGAAGGCGGCUGGAAUGGGCGUAAAGAAUGGAAAGAUGUUCUCAGCGGUGGCGAAAAGCAGCGUAUGGCCAUAGCUCGACUAUUCUAUCAUGACCCACGUUACGUGUUUCUGGAUGAAGCAACUUCUGCAGUGUCUUCCGAUGUAGAGGGCCUACUGUACGAACGUGCAAAGGAACGAGGCAUCACCUUGAUAACAAUCUCGACUCGGGCAUCCUUGAAGAAGUAUCACACUUUCAAUCUUACCGUGGGACUUGGUACUGAUGGAAUGAGCUGGGAAAUUGAUCGCAUUGGAACAGAGAAGGAGAAGAUGGGCGUCGAGAAAGAAUUACAAGAGCUUAGGCGACAACUAGAUAACGUUGACUCUCUCAAAGCUCGUCGGCAAGAGAUCGAAGAUGAGCUACAGAGAGUGUGGGAAGAUGAACAAGGAACCGCAGGGCUUGCUUCCGCAACCUAA
This is a messenger RNA of Nannizzia gypsea CBS 118893, 2427 nucleotides long. RefSeq lists its product as hypothetical. Gene Ontology annotation, cellular component: peroxisomal membrane. The record is from RefSeq and is a predicted model, not a curated record. The coding region runs from base 1 to 2427 and encodes 808 amino acids. NCBI's taxonomy places the organism in Eukaryota, Fungi, Ascomycota, Eurotiomycetes, Onygenales, Arthrodermataceae. The transcript has a single exon. Gene Ontology annotation, biological process: peroxisome organization; very long-chain fatty acid catabolic process; long-chain fatty acid import into peroxisome. Gene Ontology annotation, molecular function: ABC-type transporter activity; ATP hydrolysis activity; long-chain fatty acid transmembrane transporter activity.